ACAAAUUUGGAUCUACAGAAUUUCCUCAUAAGCACUGUCAACUUUUGCAAAACCUCUUCCAUUAAAAACACACAGUUUAUUAAAUCUCAGAUUCGCAGCCUUCUAGAACCUCAUGUCUACAAAGUGAAAAACUUUCCUCAGCUGAAGUCAAUUAUGCAGUGGAUCUACCAAACAGAGUCAGAGGAACCACAAGUCAAAAUCACUGAAUUGUCUGAAUUCCUUAAAAAUUUAAAAGAAAUCCAAAAAUUUCUCACAGAAGCAAACAUCAAAUCUGAGUCCCCAGAAACAGUGGAAGAGGCUCAAAGGAAAGCUACAUGUGAUGUCACCACAGCUCUGAGCUCUUUCUUGAACUACCUCAGAGAAACAGAGCAACCAGACAUGCAGCUGCUACUACUCUCCAUCGCAGCUGGUGCAGGCUAUCAGCUGAAAAGUGGUAUUUUCCAACCUCUCCUGGGGUGUGCUGAGUUAACCUUCCUCCUGGAUGAAAUA
Molecule: messenger RNA, 489 nt
Organism: Cricetulus griseus (Chinese hamster)
Lineage: Eukaryota; Metazoa; Chordata; Mammalia; Rodentia; Cricetidae
Source: RefSeq, a predicted model, not a curated record